AUGAUAAGAACCUUAUUAAGUGGGUCUAUCAAAAGAUCCGCUACUGUCUCUUCAUCCUUUAUUCGUCAUAGUUCUUCUUCUACUAGUGCUUUAGCUUAUAAAAGACUACAUAAACAUCAUGCUAAUCCUCCAUUACCCAUAUUAGAAACUCCAAUAUGGAACGCUAAUGCUGCUGUAUCCUCUAUUAUAUACGAGACUCCUGUUCCUUCUUCCCAACCAAGAAAACAACAUGUGUUAAACUGUCUAGUACAGAAUGAACCAGGUGUCUUAUCUCGUAUUUCCGGUACUUUAGCCGCAAGAGGCUUCAAUAUCGAUUCUUUAAUCGUCUGUAACACCGAAGUUAAGGAUCUAUCGAGAAUGACCAUCGUCUUGCAAGGUCAAGACUCCGUUAUCGAACAAGCUAGAAGACAAAUCGAAGAUCUCGUGCCUGUCUAUGCUGUGUUGAAUUACACCGAUUCUCAAUUGGUUAAAAGAGAAUUGUUGAUGGCAAGAAUCUCUCUAUUGGGCUCCGAAUAUUUUGAAGAUUUGUUACUACAUCAUCAUCAGUCUACUGUUCCGUCAUCUGUUGAUACCUUCGCCUCUGAUGGUAAUAAAGGUCCCUCUGAUGCCGAUUUGAUCAACAAGAUUAGAGAUCAACCAUACCAUCCUUCAAACAUGCCUGCCUCUGAAGUACUAAGAAAGAAACAUGAACAUCUAAACGAUAUCACUGUCUUGGCUCAAAAUUUCGGUGGUAAAGUCGUGGACAUCAGUGAGACAAGUUGUAUCGUGGAGUUGGCUGCUAAACCUUCCCGUGUCUCAGCUUUCUUAAGGUUAGUGGAACCAUUCGGUGUUCUGGAAUGUGCUAGAUCCGGUAUGAUGGCUUUACCAAGGACUCCAUUACAAACCUCUACCGAAGAAGCUGAAGGCUCUGAUGAACAAGAAAAAAUUAGUGAAAUUGUUGAUAUUACUCAAUUACCACCAGGUUAA
Arxiozyma heterogenica is the source of this 966-nucleotide messenger RNA. RefSeq names its product acetolactate synthase regulatory subunit (gene ILV6). Gene Ontology annotation, molecular function: acetolactate synthase regulator activity. Gene Ontology annotation, biological process: branched-chain amino acid biosynthetic process. NCBI's taxonomy places the organism in Eukaryota, Fungi, Ascomycota, Saccharomycetes, Saccharomycetales, Saccharomycetaceae. The record is from RefSeq and is a predicted model, not a curated record. Gene Ontology annotation, cellular component: mitochondrial nucleoid; acetolactate synthase complex. The transcript has a single exon. The coding region runs from base 1 to 966 and encodes 321 amino acids.